AAAGACCACCCAUCUAUGGAUCCAGCAUCACACCCGUCCGGACUCCAGAGCCAUCACUCACGGAACACGCGUUGUUCGUAUAUUUUAAUAUUUAUAAUUCCUAAUCGCAAACCACUACACUCAACGAUCAUUAUGGCUUUCAGGUUCGCAGUAUUGACAUCGGUCCUGGCAGCGGUGGCACACGGUUCCCCCGUGUACACGGCCGCCCCCUACGCGGCCUACCCCUACGAGGCCGCCCCGUACUCGCCCGCCCUAUACGCUCCGGCUCCGUACUACGCGGCGGCGGCUCCCAAGUCGUACGACGCGGACUACGACCCGAACCCGUCGUACUCGUACGCGUACGACGUGCACGAUCAGCUGACGGGGGACUCGAAGAGCCAGCACGAGAGCAGGCACGGUGACGUAGUGCACGGGUCGUACAGCCUGGUGGACCCUGACGGCACCAGGAGGACGGUCGACUACACCGCGGACCCGCACAACGGUUUCAACGCGGUCGUCACCAAGGAACCGCUGGCCAAGGGCUACGGAGCCGCGCCCGCCCGCGCCGCUUACCCGGUCAAGUCGUACGCGCCCGCGCCAGCCGUCUACCCGGCGGCCGUCAACGCUUAUGCGCCAAUUUACCCAGCCGUCAAGGCGUACGCACCGUCGCCGUACCACACGUACCCGGCUUACCACUGACCGGGUUCACGUGACCACCACCGCACCACCACAGAGACCCACUGAACCAGAUUACACACUGCACUAUUAUCCUACAGGUAUACCGCCAACACUCGCCAGUGAACCAUCAUCACGGCAACGUGUGCAGACACUCCGCCGUUGAAGAUAUAAAUUAAUUGCGAUAUUCGAAUGGAAACUUUUAUUUUUUUUUUGUUUUUGUCCUAUUUACGACACAAACGCAUAUACUAUAAAUUAUAAUAUAUAUAUAUACAUUUAUUAUAAGGUCUUAAACUUAUUUUUUUAGUUUCAUACAUAUUAUUAUUAUAAUUUUUAUAUUAUUUUCUAUAUAAUGCAACAGUACCGACAUCCUACCUACCUGCUUACUUAGUUUCUCUUGUUGUUUCUAUAUAAUAUUCAUAAACAUUAGACGGACUACAGUUGUAUUAUACUGUCGUGCGUUACUAUUUAUAUUUUGUUAACAUAUAAUAUAGUAAUUUUCUGUAUAAAUAUUUGUGUCUAUUCA
Molecule: messenger RNA, 1180 nt
Organism: Metopolophium dirhodum (rose-grain aphid)
Lineage: Eukaryota; Metazoa; Arthropoda; Insecta; Hemiptera; Aphididae
Product: larval cuticle protein A3A-like
Exons: 2
Coding region: 16-678 (220 amino acids)
Cellular component (GO): extracellular matrix
Source: RefSeq, a predicted model, not a curated record